AUGCCUUCAAUUGAACCAUUAUUAAUGCCUCGAUGGUUUUCUUCUAUUGUCAUUCGAUUUCGUUCAAUUGUAUUAAUUAUAUUCACGUUAUUUUUGGAUAUUUUUGAUUUAUUAAAAUCAAUCAUAUUUAAGUUAUUUAUGAAUGAGUUUAUUCAAAACUUAACAAUAUUGAAUCGUUUAACUGACAUUACUGGUCCAUAUGUUGAAGAUUUUCUUGGUAUUAUUACUGGAAGUCAUUAUAGUUUAGUUAAUGUUUCGGAUGAUAGUUUCAGUAUUGGAAGUUCGGCUUGUUACUUAUUUAAACAAAAGAAUAAGAGAGAUUAUAAUAAUCCUGAUAUUUAUGAUAUACUUCAUAUAUAUUUAUCUAAAAUAUUAUAUGAAUCGCCUGAUCGAAUAAAAGAACAAUGUGCGGAUUGGGGAUUUAAUAAAGAAUUAAUUGAAAUAUGUAGUUAUAUUCAAUCUGAUGAUUUAAGAAAAUACACAUAUAUUAUACAAGCAGCUGUAAUUAAACAUGAGGAAUCGAAUACAAUAAUUAUUGCAUUUCGAGGAACACAACCAAUGGCUUUGUUACAAUGGAUGACUGAUGCUUCAACAAAUUUUAUUCCUAUUAAUAAUGUAUUCAAUGACGACGCAAAUAAUAUUAAGACUAAUGAUAAUGAAAUUCAAGUUCAUGCUGGAUUUUAUUAUGCAUUAGGUUUAGAUCAACUUAAACCUUUAGAUAAAAUUGAUUUUAGUAAAGUUACUUCAAAAACACCGAUGUUUAUUCAAUUAUUAAAUUGUAUACAAAAAUUUCAUCGAAAUGAUAAUAAAUUUAAUAUAUCGAUUACGGGUCAUAGUCUUGGAGGUGGAUUAGCCUCAUUAUUUAGUUUUAUUUUAUUAGUCUAUGGUUAUGAAUCGUCAAUUUCUGGUGUUUAUACUUAUGGUCAACCUUUAGUAGGAGAUCAUCGUUAUGCAAAAAUAUUAAAUAAUAAAUUGGGAAAUCGAUUUCAUCGAUGGGUGAAUCAUAGUGAUAUUGUUACACGAAUUCCAGUAGUUCCAUUACCAUCGAUUGCCUGGUAUUAUGCCCAAACUCUAUAUUCAGAUGCAUUGAAAGCUGCAGCAAAGAGUAGUCAAGUAGAAUCUAAUCCAUCCGAUCAACAUUAUUAUCAUUCAGGAUUAAGAUUUAAAAUUGACAAUCAAGGAAAUUUAGUAAGACAAAACUUAAUUGAUCAAGGACCAAUACUUGCAUUCGAGGAUAGACUUGAUUUAUUUCAUUUUAUUUAUUCGAUUGUUAAUGUUAUUCAUUCAUUAUGCUUUAUAACACCAUUAAGAAGUUUUUUGUGGUUGACUACUCCUGUUGAAAUAAAUGAUCAUUUUCCUGGUGAUUAUGCAAGAAAGAUUAAAAAUAUUGUUAAAAAAAUUAAUGAACAACAAUGA
This is a messenger RNA of Rotaria sordida, 1416 nucleotides long. NCBI's taxonomy places the organism in Eukaryota, Metazoa, Rotifera, Eurotatoria, Philodinida, Philodinidae. The record is from the annotation of a GenBank genome assembly.